Messenger RNA from Pedinophyceae sp. YPF-701, 573 nucleotides. Lineage: Eukaryota; Viridiplantae; Chlorophyta; Pedinophyceae. The record is from the annotation of a GenBank genome assembly.
AUGAUCAAGGAGCUGAAGACUGUUCUCGCGGAGGUGGCGGCGGACCUCCCUGAAGCCGACAAGCACGACGCCGCCCACUGGCUCAGCUGCGCGCUGUGCCCGAUCUCGCGCCACGACGCAGCGUCCAGGACCAUCGAGAGCUUGCGCCGCUUCCACGCGACGCCCACGAAGGACGACCAGGGGAAGCUGAUCGAGGACGAGACGCGUCUCUGGGAGGCCGCGAUCAACGGCCUCGUCCAGCUCUUCCUCGGCGACCGCAUGGAGUCCCGCAGGGACGCCAUCACCUGCCUCUCGCAGAUCGCAGACAAGUCGCGCUUCGCGAGGCAGUACGUCAUGGACGUGAUGGCGCGCCACGGCGUGCACAUGCGCAUCCGUUGGGAGACGAACGGGUUCGAUCCCUGCCGGCCCGUGUUCGAGUACAGUCAGACCAACUCGCGGGACUCGCUGGCGGCGAUGCGUGGCGCGCUGCCGGCCAUGGCGUGGCUGACGGUGCCGGACGACGCCGCGGGGCUCGUGCCGGAGGACAAGCGCACGACGCGCAAGGAGGGCGUGCUGGAGCCGUCGACGGUGUAG